Rhea pennata is the source of this 1307-nucleotide messenger RNA. It is a transcript of the gene MMADHC, whose product is annotated as metabolism of cobalamin associated D. The record is from RefSeq and is a predicted model, not a curated record. The transcript is spliced from 7 exons. Gene Ontology annotation, cellular component: mitochondrion. Gene Ontology annotation, biological process: cobalamin metabolic process. Bases 287 to 1177 code for a protein of 296 amino acids. NCBI's taxonomy places the organism in Eukaryota, Metazoa, Chordata, Aves, Rheiformes, Rheidae.
CCGGGCUCUGCCCCGGGGGGGGCCGCAGCCACCCUCAGUUCCCGGCCCUCCGCCUCGUUUCCCCCUUCCGCUCUCCGCACUGCCACUUUCGAUGUCGGGCUGGUGUCGCCGUGGUGCCUUGCGAGGCCUUGUAUUGUUGCGGGAACGGAGGCGGCCCUGAGGGGAGCCUGGCGGCCGCCACCGGGCCCGACCUGGGCGGGGAGAGGGCGGCGGUGCCUCAGCGGUGCGCUCGCUUCUCUUCCAGGAGGAGCUGGGCGUUUAAGCGAGAGGAAGCCCGCCGCCUGCCAUGGCCACCGUGCUCUGUAAUAGAGCAAGAUUGGUCACCUACCUACCAGGGUUUUAUUCCUUAGUCAAAAGAGUUGUAAAUCCUAAGGCUUUUUCUACAGCAGAUUCCUCUGGCUCAGAUGAGCCUCAUGUUGCUGCUACACCUCCUGAUUUAUGUCCAAGAACUGUAUGGCCAGAUGAAGUAAUGGGUCCGUUUGGCCCUCAGGACCAGAGAUUCCAGUUGCCUGGUAAUAUUGGUUUUGACUGUCACCUAAAUGGUACAGCUUCUCAGAAGAAAAUCCAAGAUCGUAAAAGUCUACCUGAUGUAUUAGCAGAGCCUUCACCAAGUGAAAGGCAUGAAUUUGUAAUGGCACAAUACAUCAAUGAAUUUCAGGGUAGUGAUGUUCCACAUAAACAGCAAAUAAAUAACGCUGAAACUUACUUUGAAAAUGCAAAGGUAGAAUGUGCAGUACAAGCUUGUCCCGAACUGUUACGAAAAGACUUUGAGUCAAUGUUCCCAGAAGUGACUGCCAGUCGUUUAACAGUAUUGACUGUUACCCAGAAAACUAAAAAUGAUAUGACUGUAUGGAGUCAGGAAGUGGAGGAUGAGAGAGAAAUGCUCUUAGAAAAUUUCAUUAAUGGUGCCAAGGAAAUUUGUUAUGCAAUUUGUUCUGAAGGCUAUUGGGCUGACUUCAUUGAUCCAUCCUCAGGACUGGCAUUUUUUGGACCAUAUACAAACAACACUCUGUUUGAAACAGAUGAGCGCUACCGCCACCUGGGAUUCUGCAUUGAUGAUCUUGGCUGCUGCAAAGUUAUUCGUCAUAACAUCUGGGGUACUCAUGUGGUUGUAGGAAGUAUUUUUACUAAUGCUGAACCUGACAGCCCCAUCAUGAGAAAACUGAGAGGAAACUAGCAACCAUCAGAGUUUCUCAAGUUCGUGUAUGACCUCUGCCUCCUUUUACUUGGUGAUUCUCUGUAAGCAUUGUCAGGAAAUACCGCGCUUUGAAGUAGUCUCACUUAGACAAUAAAGUGUCUGUUAUUUA